This is a messenger RNA of Gloeophyllum trabeum ATCC 11539, 1187 nucleotides long. RefSeq lists its product as uncharacterized. The record is from RefSeq and is a predicted model, not a curated record. Lineage: Eukaryota; Fungi; Basidiomycota; Agaricomycetes; Gloeophyllales; Gloeophyllaceae. The coding region runs from base 49 to 990 and encodes 313 amino acids. The transcript is spliced from 10 exons. Gene Ontology annotation, molecular function: hydrolase activity, acting on ester bonds.
CGUCGUUACUAGGUCUCCUGCCGUGUCCCCGUGCACGCGUUUAGGACUAUGAAGCUCUUGUCGGCAUCCCUAUCCCUGCUUUGUGCGGCUUCUGCAGCGGUCGGGCAACUUACGUGGGGAACCACAAAGUAUAUGUUCGUCUUCGGAGACUCGUACACAACGGACGGAUACAAUGUCUCUGCGGGUGUCAACUCUCCUGACCCAGGUUACACCUCGUCAAACGGACCCAACUGGGUAGAGUUCCUGGGUAACACGUACAAUGUGACCAAUACCAAGGUAUUCGACUUGGCAUACGGGGGCGCCACAAUCGACGGAGCCCUCGUGGCCCCCUACCUGCCAACUGUUCUGUCUGUCGUCCAGCAGGUCGAGGAGUUCAACCAAUAUCUCGCCAAUAAGCCCCCUGGAGCCGAAUGGAGCAGUUCAGACUCGCUCUUCGCCAUUUGGAUCGGUAUAAACGAUGUCGGAAAUUCUUGGGACUGGACGAACGUCACGCAACCGGCAUUUUACGAUGUCCUCAUGAACAGGCUAUUUGGACAGAUGGAAGACCUCUAUUCCGCCGGCGCCCGCUCCUUCCUCUUCCUCACCGUUCCCCCAACCAACCGCGCGCCGCUCUUCCUCGCGCAGGGCAUCAACACCACCAUCGCCGUGCAAUCCGCCAUCGCGGACUACAACGCGCACCUCGUCUCGUAUAUCCGCCAGUUCCAGGCGAACCACACCGACCUCGACCAGGUGACGAUCUUCGACACGCAGCCGGUGUUUAAUACGCUGCUGGACGCGGCGGAGACGUUUGGGUUCUACAACUCUACGGGGUAUUGCGCGGCGUAUGAGAAUGGAACGCCGGAGAGGACGACGCAGGUCGAGGGCUGCGCGCCUGUGUCCAGUUAUUUCUGGCUGAACACCCUCCAUCCCGUGUUCACUGUUCAUGAUAUCCUUGCCAAGGCGAUAUCCACCGCCCUCAGCACGUCGAUGUACACGGGAAUUGCUUACUGAGGUGGGACAUCAGAGAAAUGGGUUUUCUAGGUGACAGGAGAUCCUCAAUCAUGUACGCGUAGUCCCAUUUGGAUAGACGUGGUCUCAGUCGUGAUACUAUGAGUACGCGUCAUCUAUGCUGACGCGUCCCAAAGGAGGCGCAUAUAUAUCUUCCUUCCAAACGCGGCCGGCUGGAAACAACCCUUACUAGCCUUCAU